GCCGCUCCCUCGGAUCUCAAGGGCGGUGCAAGAGAGUCUGUUUGUUGCAAAAUUGCACAUGCAACCACAUCUGAUGUUUUUCUGCAGAACCUGGAUUGCCUUUCUUUGAGAUUUUAAGCAGGAAUGAAAAUGUGAGCUGGGUUUUGGGCAGAAAACGAAAAGGAGCUUCAUUUGACCAUAGUGAGCAUGCUCCAAGGCUUAUGAGCAUGUUCAGAUGCACAGGCAAGGGUUUCUUGAGGCUGGAGUAGGGAAAACCACCAGCGCUGUCGCUACAGGGGCUUGAGCUGCGGAAGUGGGCUGUGAAAGAAGAGCGAGAGUGUCCGUCCCCUGCAGCUGCUCCCUUGGAUCCGGAGGGCGGUGCAAGGCUCAACAGCAGCGCUGCAGGAAACCUUGCACGUCCUUUGACCCGCACACUGAACCUGCGCCUGCGCCCAGCCCGGGAGCCUCGUUACUGCUCGCGGAGCGCUUUGCAUCAAGAGGAAGUGGUCCCUCGACUUACGAACUACUCGACAUCUGAAGUUUUCGACUUACGAACGACAAAAAUGACCAGAAGUCGUUGCCGGUUUAGAUGCGGCUUCCUCGACUUACGAAUUUUUAGAUGCGGUUUCCUCGACUUACGAAUGUUUCCAGACCUCCGUGGUGUGCUUUUCGACUUAUGAAAAUUUCGACCUACGAACGUGUGUUCGGAACGGAUUAACUUCGUUCUGACCAGUUUUCUCUCUUCACUGCAGCACAUGACAAUUGGAAGAUGAAAAAUGGGGGGGAACCCAGCAGAGGAUUGUUAGGAGGUGACAGAUGGAAAAAGAGAAACCAGAAGAGACUGAAACCUGGAGCAGAAGGGAAGAGCAGGAGUGGAUCACCUGCUUCUCAGCAGGAAAUCCAAAAUGUAAUGAAUCAAGAAAGAGAGAAAAGCCUGUGCCCUCCUCGUAGGAAAGGCUUGAGUCCUGAGCCAAGCUUUGAACCUCAUUGGGAAAUGCACACAGAGAAGAAAAUAUGUGAGAGUUUCGGGUGUGGAAAUGACUUCAGCAGGGCUGGAGCUCUUACUCUGAAUCAUAGAACCUGCACUGAGGAGAAAACACAUAUAUGCUCUGUGUGUGGAAAGAGCUUCAGUCAGUAUGGAGAUCUUACAUUACACCAAAGAAGCCACACUAGAGAGAAACCACACAAAUGGCUGGAGCGUGGAAAGAGCUUCAGCAAUAGUAGAGAUCUUACUGUACACCAUAGAAGCCACACUGGGGAGAAACCAUAUGAAUGUCUGGAGUGUGGAAAGAGGUUCAGCAGUAAUAGAGAUCUUACAUUACACCAUAGAAUCCACACUGGGGAGAAACCAUAUGAAUGCUUGGAGUGUGGAAAGAGGUUCAGCCAGAGCGGACAUCUUACAUUACACCAUAGAAGCCACACUGGGGAGAAACCAUAUGAAUGCUUGGAGUGUGGGAAGCACUUCAGCAGAAGUGGACAACUUACUGUACACCAUAGAACCCACACUGGGGAGAAACCAUAUGAAUGCUUGAAAUGUGGAAAGAGGUUCAGCAGUAAUAGAGAUCUUACUGUACACCACAGAAGCCACACUGGGGAGAAACCAUAUGAAUGCUUUGAGUGUGGAAAGAAGUUCAGCAGUAAUAGAGCUCUUACAUUACACCAUAGAAGCCACACUGGGGAGAAACCAUAUGAAUGCAUGGAGUGUGGAAAGAGGUUCAGCCAGAGUGCACAUCUUACAUUACACCAUAGAAGCCACACUGGGGAGAAACCAUAUGAAUGCUUGGAGUGUGGAAAGAGGUUCAGCAGUAACAGAGCUCUUACAUUACACCAUAGAAGCCACACUGGGGAGAAACCAUAUGAAUGCUUGGAGUGUGGAAAGAGGUUCAGCCAGAGUGGACAUCUUACACUCCACCAUAGAAGCCACACCGGGGAGAAACCAUAUGAAUGCUUUGACUGUGGGAAGAGAUUCAGCCAGAGUGGAGAUCUUACAUUACACCAUAGAAUCCACACUGGGGAGAAACCAUAUGAAUGCUUGGAGUGUGGAAAGAGGUUCAGCCAGAGUGGACAUCUUACAUUACACCAUAGAAGCCACACUUUGGAGAAACCAUAUGAAUGCUUGGAGUGUGGGAAGCGCUUCAGCAGUAGUGGAAAACUUACUGUACACCAUAGAACCCACACUGGGGAGAAACCAUACGAAUGCUUGGAGUGUGGAAAGAAGUUCAGCUGGAGUGGAGAUAUUACAUUACACCACAGAAGCCACACUGGGGAGAAACCAUAUGAAUGUUUUGAGUGUGGAAAGAAGUUCCGCAGUAGUAAAAAACUUACUGUACACCAUAGAAGCCACACUGGGGAGAAACCAUAUGAAUGCAUGGAGUGUGGAAGGAAGUUCAGCCAGAGUGGAGAUCUUACAUUACACCAUAGAAGCCACACUUUGGAGAAACCAUAUGAAUGCUUGGAGUGUGGGAAGCGCUUCAGCAGUAGUGGAAAACUUACUGUACACCAUAGAAGCCACACUGGGGAGAAACCAUAUGAAUGCCUGGAGUGUGGAAAGAGGUUCAGCAGUAAUAGAGAUCUUACAUUACACCAUAGAAGUCACACUGGGGAGAAACCAUAUGAAUGCUUGGAGUGUGGAAAGAGGUUCAGCAGUAAUAGAGCUCUUACAUUACACCAUAGAACCCACACUGGGGAGAAACCAUAUGAAUGCCUGGAAUGUGGAAAGAGCUUCAGUCGGAGUGCAUAUCUUAAACGACAUCAUAGAACACACACUGGGGAGAAACCAUAUAAAUGCUUGGAGUGUGGGAAGAGCUUCAGCCAGAGUGCACAUCUUACAUUACACCAUAGAACCCAUACUGGGGAGAAACCACACAGAUGUCAGGAAUGUGGGAAGAGCUUCAGCCAGAGUGGACAUCUUAAACAACAUCAUAGAACCCACACUGUGUAGAAACCAUAUGAAUGCUUGGAGUGUUGAAAAACGUUCAGCCAGAGUGGACAUCUUAAACAACAUCAUAGAAACCAAACUGGGGAGAAACCAUAUAAAUACUUUCAGAGUGCUAUGAGCUUCAGCUAGAGUGGAUAAAAAUCAAUGAUUUAAAAAAUAAAUAAAAGAAAUUCAAUUUUAUAAAUUUAAAUCAGUUUUUUUUUAAAAAAAUUCUUUUUAGUGGAAAAAUCUAUCUCUAGAUGGUUUUCUAUAUUGUAUGUUAUAGUCCCAAGAUUAUUGAUCAUGAAAUAAGGAUUCAUUUUUAAUUAUGUAGCAUGAGUCUGUAUAUGUGCAAUGUUUAAAUUUUUUGGUAAAUGAACUCCUUAAUCCAUUCACAAUGUUAUGCUCUGUAGGAUUAUUUUGUGCAGUUUCUCUGUCUAGAAGAUAUCAACACAGAUCCUUGGUUUUGCAAUUCUCAAAACUGACUUUGUGUCUGCAGAGAAAACAUGCCUCUUCUUCACAGCAAAAAUUUUAUAAAAUAAACAAAUACAGAGUUGAGAAAAAGACCUCUUAAUCCAAUUGUUCCUUUGCAAAUCUAUUUAAAUUGUUAUUAAAGUAACUGUGUAUACAGUAUCUGAAGGUAUUAAUGUUUUAUGUAGUUUAUGUUUUAUGUAUUUUAUCUAUUUUACGUAUUUACUCCUUUCUUUUUCUUUUUGUAUUUAUGCUGGCCUUGGGCCGAAAUGAACAAAUACAAUACAAUAC
This is a messenger RNA of Hemicordylus capensis (graceful crag lizard), 3658 nucleotides long. RefSeq names its product zinc finger protein 345-like. Bases 749 to 2920 code for a protein of 723 amino acids. NCBI's taxonomy places the organism in Eukaryota, Metazoa, Chordata, Lepidosauria, Squamata, Cordylidae. The record is from RefSeq and is a predicted model, not a curated record. The transcript is spliced from 4 exons. Gene Ontology annotation, molecular function: RNA polymerase II cis-regulatory region sequence-specific DNA binding; DNA-binding transcription factor activity. Gene Ontology annotation, biological process: regulation of transcription by RNA polymerase II.